CUCUCCUCUCCCUCUCUCUCCCUCUCUCUGUGUCCCACUCUGCUCCGCCGGCUCGUCCAGUGUUUGGAAGCCGAAAACAGAGCACCAUCGCGGGGGUCUGACUGGCUGUCAACCGAGCUCCAGCGGCAGUCAUGGCGGCGCCGUUAGCCCACUUCGAUGAGGACUGGCAGGAUUUUAACGAGUUCAAGCCGUCUUUAGAAACUCCCGACCAGCUGGACCAGCUCAACUCAAAUGUGGCUGACUCCUCGUCGGGCCUAGAUGAUUUCUCCGACCUAGACAACAGUUUUUCCGGCGAGAUCUGCAGCUUCAAAUCGAUGGAGGACCUCGUCCACGACUUUGACGAAAAGCUGACAGUGUGUUUCCGAAACUACAACACUGCAACGGAAAACAUAGCCCCCAUUAAACCCAUCACGGAAGAUAAUUACAUGAAAGACGACGAGGUGUGGAACGCACUGACGGACAACUAUGGCAACGUGAUGCCCGUGGACUGGAAAACAUCGCACACUCGCACCCUACACCUGCCCACCCUAAACCUCAUUGAGCAUGAGAAGUUGGACAACCAGUCUCUGGAUCUGUCGGAUGACGAGGAGCUGAGGGAGCAGAUGGAUAUGCACUCGAUUAUUGUUUCGUGCAUCAACGAUGAGCCACUCUUCACUGCUGAGCAGGUGAUAGAGGAGAUAGAGGAGAUGAUGCAGGAGUCUCCAGACCCAGAGGACGAUGAGAGUCCCUCCCAGUCAGACCUGUCAAUGCUCUCUCAGGACCUCCACGCUCUGAAACGCUCCGGCUCCAACACCAGCUACGAAGACCGUCUGCGUCAGCUCUCUGUGUCUGAGCUGACUGAGACUCUGGAGGAGGUGGAGACAGCCAUCCGCCGCUACAGUGAAGAACUGAUCCAGGCUCUGGCCCUGCGAGACGAACUGGACUAUGAAAAGGAGGUGAAGAACAGCUUCAUCUCGCUGCUGAUCGACGUGCAGAACAGACAGAAGGAGCACCGUGAGCUGCUGCGGAAGAAGAAGAAAAUCCGAAGUACGACUACAACCGGACCCAAUGGCCAGAGGACAGCCAGCACGCACAUACCCGGCACGUACCUGACCACAGUAAUCCCUUAUGAGAAGAAAGCGGGCUCCCCCUCUGUAGAAGACCUCCAGAUCCUCACAAAGAUCCUACAUGCCAUGAGGGAUGACAGCGAGAAGGUGCCUGCCCUGCUAACAGACUACAUUCUCAAAGUUCUUUGUCCCACAUAAAGCCAAAGGAGCCGCUCCUGUUUCCAGAACCUUCCACCAGGAGCAGCAGAAGAAGGUUCUGGUAAUCUGGAAGAACCUGGAUUAAAAAAAAAAAAAAAAUCCAAACUAUCCUCCUUAUUUUUCAACACAUAGACUUUCUUUCCUUACAGCAUUUUUUUUUUACUCUGCCGCAUUGUUGUUCCUCAGAUUUUAACUCUACAUAUAACUGCCUCAUCUUUUCAUUUUUUAUCUUUUUAUUGCUUGAGUGCAACAACCCUGUAAAUCCCAAGUGCAUGACGACUCGUCUAUGAAUGCCAGUAAUCAGUAUUUAUCUAAAUGCCUCACUUCCUGAUCAACCAUUGAUUCUUGAAUGGUGAAGGGGUUAAGAAAUGAGCAGGGUUUUUUUAAUUCCAUGAGCCUGAGUGAGAGAAUUGCAGUCCAGUCGUCUUAUUUAGUAAACACAUUUGCAUCCGUGUACUUCACGCUCGACGAAGAAAACAAAUCUUGUCUGGAUCUCUGCUGCCAGGCCGCUCACGGCAUCAGGCGCUAGUUCUGUUUCUCCUGUAGGGAAAACCUUUGCUUUGCUGGCAUUUGUUUGAAUUGAUUGCAAUACGAUGUGUUGAGGUUCGAAACUCUGCUUUCUGAGGAUCAAAGAGCAAACCUUUUAAUUCUGAACUCCAAACCUGUCUUUGCAUUUUGGUUUUGGGUUUACGCUCAAUAUUAGCAGUUAGUUGAAUGUUGAAUUGAAAUGAAAUAUUUUGUAUACAAUGGCGUGAAAUUGCACAGUUUUUGAGAGCUUUUUACUUUUUAAAAAAAAGGGAAAAAGUGAAAUGACUUAAAGUAAUAGCUGGAUGAACAAACAUAGAACAUAUUUUUGGAUAAGGAGUUUGUUUUUAGUGAGAUUAAGGAGCUGCCAGUCGCCACUUUUUUGACGACAUUGCAACAUCAUCUGUAGAUGCUGUCCAUUGACCUCUGAGCCCUCAAGUAGUGACCCCAUCCCCAACGACUUUAUCACUUCUCCUGGAGCUGUCACGUCUCCUUGUCACAUUAGAAGAUGACUUGGCUCGUCACAUCAGUAGAUAUAUGUGUAGUUUAGCUUCUAAUAUGAGUUGUGGUUUUUCUCUAUCUGCCAACCCUUUAACUGUCAUGUGAUUUUUAGGGAUCUUAUGGUAGCACUUUAGUCUGUCAGUGACCUGGUCAUGUAGUAGUGGAAUAUGUAGUGUAUGUACUUUGGAGUACGUCUCACUAGAUUAGUGUUAGAUGAUGCUUAGAACAUUUAGCCAGUGGUGCAGAAAACAAGAGUUGUUGUCAUGCAUCUUGUUCCAUUUGUUUCUUAUUAGUCAUCACAGGCAUGACAAUCUGUACACAUAGUUGUUUAAACAAGCUUAAAGGGGAAUUCCACUGUUUUUACACACUAUACAAGCAGCUCACAUGUCAUGAGGAGUACAGCACUGCAUGUAAAAACUGGUGUGAUGUUUUCUGUGCAUCUGGAGUCUGAAAAUGGAGGAAAUAACCCUGCUGAUGUCAUCUGGGAUAUCUUGAAUUGGGCUUUAAAUUUAAAACAGAAAGCCUACAUAUGACAAACUCAGAAAGUACUGGGUAGAGGUGGGUGUUUAGUAGGCAGGGAGGGUAAAACAGAAACAUGCUAUCACAUUGCAUUAUAGGAAUUUUAGAAACCAGUGUUGUUGGAGCUUGCCCCAUACACGGAGCUAAUGGUCAGGGUAUCUGAGCUUAUUCAUCAUUGAUUUUGACCCUUUUUUAAAAAAAAAUCAUGUCUCUUUUAAGUCUCCAAAUGCAAUAAUAAAUCAGCAGAGCUCCCCUUUAAAAAACAAACACGUAACACCAAUCUAGCACUACAUGUCUGCCAAGUUGACACACUGAAGUUCAGAUCACCAGCCACUACCAGAUAAGGUCUAGUCUAGCUCUCAGGUACGAUCAUCAGUGUUAGCAGUUUGAAAAUCUUGUUCUCAAAGGUACUUUGAGUCUUGGUUGCUUUCUGACAACAUCUUCGUAGCUGGACUUGAAUUUGCUGCACUUUUAUCUUUUUCACACUCUGGUAAAAUAAGGAAUAAAAUACCUGGACGAACAGAUAGGUCGCCUCUUGACUAAAUCAGGGUAGCAUUACAGUUGUUGAUUUUGACAUGAUUUGUUGAAAUGUAAUUUAAAUGCUCAAAGUCAUAGACUAUGCUUAGUAUUAGUAUUAGUCAUAGUUGUAGUCAUAGUAGUAGGUGUAGCUAAGGAAAGGACCUCUUUAGAGGCUGCAGUUGCAUUUGCUUGUUGUAGCAGUCUGGUGAUGAUGGCUUCGGUGCAGAUUGACAUCUAGAAGCAAACUCGUUAGAAAAUCAGUGGUUAAUAUGGAGGAAUAGGAGAGAAUGUCUUGCUUGUCCUGUUUGAUUACAGGUUGGUUGCAGAUUUAAAGCAUGACUCGUGGCCAGAGAAGAGGGCAUAAGAGGAAGGUGAGGGGUGUGAUAAAGGUUUUGGACGUUGGGGAAGAUUGCACAAAGGGAUACUAAAGUUUGAGGGGUCCAUUUGUUCUUUUGAAAAGGAAGGCAAAAGCUUGUAGUUCUAUAUUUAACUGUUUCUAUGUAACUGUUGUUUCUACUGUUGUCCGCUUUGAAAACAUUCACAACCUAGCAUGUGCUGCAUGCACUUUACUGCUGCAAAUACAUUUCUAAUGAUGAUUAAUUUGUUUACAGACAUAUUACACUAAAGGGACAUUUGCACUUUGCAAUGAAAUACAGAAAAUCUCAAAGCAUCAAAUGAAAACUGUAAAUCAGAUAGAGCAGUAAAGAUCAACAUCAGCAAGCUUGUGACAGUGAAACGUCCCUCACUCAAUAAUAAUCUGAUAUUUCAAAAACUUGAGUGAAAAUGGUUUAUAACACCAUCUGUGUACAUUUUUCUUGUUUUAUAAUGAAAUGGCAGUCAGCACGGAGGUCACUGAAGGAUCUCGUCUCAGGCCAGAGCCUCUUAUCUGGUCGUCUUAGCAGACAUAUCAGUGUAACUACAGUUUAGAGAUUUAUAUUUAUAUAUACAAUUAAACAAGCAAGGGAAAAAUAGAGGCUGCCUUUGUAAAUGCCUGAAAAUUUUGUACAUUUAAACCAACUCCUUUUGUUUUUAAUGCAAUAUAAUUCCCCAGUUUUGGGUUUUAUGUUUACUGUCUCAUGUGGUACUGCAGUAUAUUAACUUAUUAUGUAAAUGUUUCUUUUGUAACCAUAUUAUUGACUGUAAUGGUACAAGUGUUUUGUGCCCGCAUUGCAUUGCAACUCAUUUCAAAUAAAUUAAUAUGUGAAGACUUUAA
Scomber scombrus (Atlantic mackerel) is the source of this 4521-nucleotide messenger RNA. It is a transcript of the gene fez2b, whose product is annotated as fasciculation and elongation protein zeta 2b. Lineage: Eukaryota; Metazoa; Chordata; Actinopteri; Scombriformes; Scombridae. The coding region runs from base 132 to 1244 and encodes 370 amino acids. Gene Ontology annotation, cellular component: cytoplasm; axon. The transcript has 9 exons. The record is from RefSeq and is a predicted model, not a curated record.